AUGUGGUGCACAGCAGGGAGCAGGGCCUGCCCCGGGGCCAGGGCCGCCCUGGCUGCGCCCCAAGGCGGCGAGGCCCCGGGCCUGACCGCGGGCAGCUCUGCGCCGUUUGACCUGCAGCAGCCGCGAGCACCCGCACCCGACGCUUCGGCCUCUUUCCUUACGGGAGGCUGCGCGGCGGCUUCUCGGGCACGGGAGCUGCGAGCGCGCUGCUCCGCCGGCCGCGCGGCUCCCGCACGAGGCGCCGUCCCCGGCCGCGCGGUUCACACGGACACGCRCGCAGCGGGAAACGCAAACGGUUCUGCGCUUCCGGACUGCGCGGCUCCGCGGCGCCAGGCCGCGAUUCGGCAGGGGCAGCAGGGAGGGCGCGGGCCCGGCGCGCCAACAACCGCCCGGCCGGGCAGAGCCGCCGCGCGGGGGCCGGAGCACAGAACCCACGGGCAGCCCGCUCUGCGGCACGCCGCGACACGGAGCCCACGCGCAGCUGCGCACGAGCGGCCUUCCCCGCCGCGCCGCUGCUGCGCCUUCCCGCUGCGCGGCAACGAGCUGUGCGUGUGGAGCGCGCCGGGCGGCGAGCCGCUGCGCCUGCGCGGACACGAGCUCGCCGUGACCGCGCUCUCCUUCGGCAGCCGCGCCGGGCCGCGCCUCCUGUGCUCGGCGUCCCGCGACGCCGUGCGCGUGUGGAGCCUCGCGCAAGGUAGGCACGUCCGCCGGGGGGUAGUGCCUCGAGGAAUUGUUAUAGGAACAUUUUUGGGAACGGUGCUUCAUGUGAGAUUUAGYCCAGAUGAUCAACAAGUGGCAGUAUGUGCUGAAAAGCGGAUUUACAUGCUAAGUGCAAAGAGUAAUGCUGUACUAGCUGAAUUGGAAGGCCACCUAGCUCCAGUUACUGCUGCUGAGUUCUGCACAUGGGAGAAUAAUAUGCUGAUAUCGGUUUCUGAAGACAGAAGCUUUAAGAUUUGGGACUAUGCUACUGGGCUGUUAAUAUAUCAAUCAGCAGUAUUAACAGCAUUUCCUUUGUUAAGUCUGCUAAUUGAUGAAGAAAAUAAACAGAUUAUCACUGGAUGUGCUGAUGGAGAGCUUUGGGUUUUCAGUUUGCUCAGUGAUCAUAAUUACCGUUGUGUGACACGUAUCAACUUAAAGAAAGAACAAGAGAAAUUCUAUAAUAAAAUGGGAAAAUCUGGACAGGAAUUAGAUGAGGGGCAAAGUACUUCUCAGCUGGGUAAAACAAACAGUAUGAGACCAGAAGAAACAGUGGAAACAACACUGCCUGUUCUCACAAUUGAACACUAUGACCGUUCAGUAUUUUUCCAUAAAAAGGAAAACUUGAUUCCAGCCCUAAAUACUAGUUAUUUAUGCAUAGGAAGCUCUACAGGCUUGUUAAUAAUGAAUUCGGCAAACUUUGAAUUAGAAGCUCUUUUAUGUUACAAAGAUUAUAGUGGCCUCAGUAUUCAAUUUGCUGGAUUGUGUACCCUAGCAAAGAAGGCAGUUAAUGGAAAGGUUUUAUGUUUGAUCUCUUCAAUGUUUGAAGAUAUGAUUGCAGUGUUGGAGGUUAACCUUGCUGAAUUGGUGAGAUCUCAGCAGAAUAGUUUUCUCACAUGUGGAAAAGAGAAGACUCUCUCAGUUAUUGCCAGGUGUCCUUUGUUGCCAAAAUCUCCCCUGCAUAAGGUUUUUAAAGUCAAGGAACCUUCUAGUAGAACACUUGGAGUGAAAAGCAUGGUGAAAGACCGACCACUGGUUUUCCAUAGGAAAAUUAAGUCAUCAGGCUAUGCAACAGCACCACAAAUGACCAUGUUUUCUCCAGUUACUAACCUGAAGAAAAGUAAUGAGGUACCAAAGUGGAAAACCAUCUGUAAAUGCAAAAAUAAAGAAUAUCCAGUGGAAGGUUCUCCUCCAACCAAAUAUGAGAAAGAAAUAUCUGUUGCUUAUAAACCAACCCCAAUUUGUUGUGUUCAGUAUUCUGGGGAUGGAGAGCUGCUGGCUUGCGGCCUGGCUGACAAAUCUGUGUUGGUAUUUGAUUCCAACCUUACUGAUACAAGAGCUGUUUUUUCAGGUCAUGAUGGUGCAGUUAACUCUGUUGGUUGGAGUCAUGACAAGAAGUGGUUAGUUUCUGCAUCAGAAGACCAAACUUUAAGGAUUUGGUCAGUCUGCAAUAAAGAACCUGCCCUACUUGUGGGUAAAGACAAGUUCCAUAAAUCUGUACGCUUUGCACAGUUUUAUUAUAUAGAUACAUUUAUAUUGCUGAGCUGUGGAGCUGAAUUUCAUCUGCUAAGUUUCUAUCUUGACACAGCGAAGGAUGACCUAAAACGAUAUAAACAGAGAAGUGCUUGCAAAUUGAUUCAGAAAUUUCCCAUGGCUUCCACAGUGGAGAUCACCAGCCUUUCAACAGUAAAUGAUUUCUACUCUUAUAUUGUACUCACAGCUGGUAGCAACAGAGCACUGGAAGUGUUUGACCUCAAUGCAGGCUGCAGCUUGGCAGUAAUACCAGAGGUUCAUUCUAGAUCAGUCCAUCAGAUCUGCCAAAAUAAGGGGUCAGCAUUCAGCACUCAGCAACCUGAAGCUUACAAUCUUUUCAUGACCACAGCUGUAGGUGACGGCAUCAAACUGUGGGAUUUAAGAACGCUGAGGUGUGAACGUCGUUUUGAAGGACAUAUUAGCCGCUGCCAUCCAUGUGGAAUUGCAGUAUCUCCUUGUGGGCAGUUUAUAGCCAGUGGAUCAGAUGACAAAUCUGCUUACAUAUAUGAGCUACGUUCAAGCACCUUUUUGCAUAAGUUGGGAGGGCACACAGAUUCUGUCAUCAGUGUGACUUUUUGUCCCUCAUCUCCCCAGCUCACCACAGCCACCUUGGAUGGCAAACUUCAGUUGUUUCUACCUUGAUGCUUGACAGCCUAUGGAGCUUUGGUCCUGGUGCCCUGAGGGUAAUGGUUUGCUGAGAGACAGAAGACCUGGAAUUGUGCAAGAAAAAUAAUAUUCCUUUUUAAACUGAAAUUUUCUUCUGGUUUGKUUUUUUUCAAGUUCUUCAAACUGUUCUUGAAGCUCUUCUGUUGUAUAGAUAUAAUUUGUUCUUUGCAAAAAUAGUAGCAAGAGAUCAAGAAAAGGAGUGCUCAUUUUGACUUCAAUCUAGCACAUCACUAUGSAAGUUUGUUUCAGAAGACUUCUUGGGUGCUUAUACUUAGAUGUAUUUUGUAGUGCYCUGCUAGACUGAGACCACCUUUGUGCAGACUGCAAAUGUAGUAAAAGUAACAAUUGAUCCAAUUUUGAUGCUACAUCUGCCAAUGACCAAAUAUUUAAAUUAAUCUGCAAGAAGGAAGAACUUACUGUCUUUCCAGAAUACUAGGGUGAUCCUUCUGUUAUAGUCCUUUAGGGUUACUAAAAUCAGCAUGAAUAUUAAAUGCAAAAUUUUACAGACUUUUUAUUCC
Messenger RNA from Nothoprocta perdicaria, 3413 nucleotides. RefSeq names its product WD repeat domain 27 (gene WDR27). The transcript has 25 exons. NCBI's taxonomy places the organism in Eukaryota, Metazoa, Chordata, Aves, Tinamiformes, Tinamidae. Gene Ontology annotation, molecular function: protein binding. The coding region runs from base 1 to 2871 and encodes 956 amino acids. The record is from RefSeq and is a predicted model, not a curated record.